GACGUCCCCUCCCUGGAGGAGAAGAUGCAGGAGCUGGAUGUGAACAAGGACGAGGAGCUGAAGUUCAGCGAGUACUGGCGGCUCAUGGGGGAGCUGGACUGCCAGGAGCUCACCGACGUGGAGCGCGCCAUCGAGACUGUCAUCAACCAGUUCCAUUGCUACGCAGUGAAGGGACAGAAGGAAUAUCUGACCCCCAACGAGAUGCAGGAGCUGGUGGUGCAGAAGCUGCCCCACUUGGGGAAGUGUGUUGGACCACUGGAAGAGAAGAUUGAAUGCAUGGGAGACCCUGACGAGGCUAAGCUGGAGUUUGGAGAGUACUGGGACAUGAUGGGGGAUGCAGCCAAGGGCUGCCGGAGGAAGUAG
This is a messenger RNA of Nestor notabilis (Kea), 363 nucleotides long. It is a transcript of the gene S100A14, whose product is annotated as S100 calcium binding protein A14. Gene Ontology annotation, cellular component: perinuclear region of cytoplasm. Gene Ontology annotation, molecular function: chemokine receptor binding. The annotation marks the transcript as partial. The record is from RefSeq and is a predicted model, not a curated record. NCBI's taxonomy places the organism in Eukaryota, Metazoa, Chordata, Aves, Psittaciformes, Psittacidae. Gene Ontology annotation, biological process: toll-like receptor 4 signaling pathway; positive regulation of granulocyte chemotaxis; positive regulation of monocyte chemotaxis. The transcript is spliced from 3 exons.